AUGAAACACUUUGAUCAAUCAUUUAUCACGUUGCUAGUAUUGCUGCAUGUCAGCCUACUUUUGGGCCUCACGCAAGGCUUUUGUCCUGAAAGUUCUUGUCGUGUGAGCCAUCACCAAUCACGACAAGAACGACAAUUGCAAAGCAGCAGCGACGAUUUUUUUGGACCCAACACUGAACGAGACAACCACAUGCCAAGCAGCUACAGGGACCUCGAUCCAUUGGCUCCAUACCCAAUGGACAAGCUUGAAAAUGGAGGAAAGGUUACACUCGUCGGAUCGGGUCCAGGAGAUCCGGAGUUGUUGACAAUGAGCGCCUACAAGCUGUUGCAAGAUCCCGAGGCCUUUUUCAUCUGUGAUCGAUUGGUGAGCAAAGAGAUUGUGGAUAUGAUACAAGGCGAAGUGAAGACUGCGAGGAAAAUUCCGGGGUGUGCCGAAAUGGCCCAAGAAGAAAUUUACAGUUGGGCCCACGACGCCUUGUCUCGUGGCAAACACGUCGUUCGGCUGAAGAUUGGAGACCCUUUUGUGUUUGGACGAGGCGGUGAAGAAGUUAUUAACUUUCGCCGAUUUGGAGUCGAGCCAAAGGUUAUCCCAGGAGUUUCAGCAGCAUUUUCGGCUCCACUACUAGCCAAUAUUCCUGUCACACAUAGGGGCGUGGCAAAUCAGGUGGUCAUGUGCACAGGCUAUGGACGUGAGGGAUCAUCGCCCGACUUGAUUCAGUAUCACGAGGAGCAAACAGUCGUCUUCCUCAUGUCUGUUGGAAGGUUGAGAGAGCUUUCUGAGAGAUUGAUUAAGCUUGCAGGCUUUCCCGCCGAUACACCCGUGGGAAUUGUUGAAAAGGCCGGGUGCCCUGAUCAACGAACGGUGGUUGGGGAUAUGUCAAAUAUCGCCGAUCUAGCUGCACUUCACGACAUUCAGCCACCUUCCACGAUUAUUUUUGGCAAAGUGGUGAACGUUCUUCUCGACUCUGAUCAAUACGAAAUCAUCGAAGGACUGGUGAAGUCAGCAGCAAAGCCUUUCGCAGCGAAGUUUGCUAACUAA
Cylindrotheca closterium is the source of this 1038-nucleotide messenger RNA. Lineage: Eukaryota; Bacillariophyta; Bacillariophyceae; Bacillariales; Bacillariaceae. The record is from the annotation of a GenBank genome assembly.